Molecule: messenger RNA, 882 nt
Organism: Anthostomella pinea
Lineage: Eukaryota; Fungi; Ascomycota; Sordariomycetes; Xylariales; Xylariaceae
Source: the annotation of a GenBank genome assembly
AUGGCACCGAUUCAUAAGGUCGCUUUGGUGCAGACGCAUCCGAAGCCUGUAUCGCCGGCAGAGAACUUCGAGAAGGCAGCUUCAUUCAUCCGAGACGCGGCGGCGAAGGGAUGCCACUUGGCAGUCUUGCCAGAAUACCACCUUACUUCAUGGGUCCCCGAUGAUCCGGCAUUCAAGGAUUCCUGCUCGGACUCGGCCACAUACAUCAAGAAAUAUCAAGACCUCGCUAAAGAGCUGAGUAUCUGCAUCGUCCCAGGGACAAUCGUCGAGUCAGAGGCCGAGUCCCUGCAGAACAUCGCCUACUUCAUCUCCUUCGACGGCACCAUCGCCGGGCGGUAUCAGAAGAAGAACCUAUGGCACCCCGAAAGACACCACUUGGUCUCGUCGGCCCAUGAGCCGCACCAGGCCUUCGACACUCCACUGGGCCGUGUCGGGCUGCUGAUCUGCUGGGACAUCGCCUUUCCGGAGGCGUUCCGAGAGCUUGUCACGGACGGAGCAGAGAUCAUCUGCGUCCCUACCUUCUGGACGAUGAAGGAUGUUUCGGACGACUCGUACAACCUGAACCCAGACGGAGAGGCGCUGUUCCUCAACAGCACCGUCGUGACCCGUGCCUUUGAGAACACGUGCGCCGUCGUGUUUGUCAAUGCGGGAGGCCCGCCGGAGAAGGGGAAUGACACAAACUUUGCGGGGGUCAGUCAAGUCACUGUGCCGCACAUCGGACCGAUGGGGAGGUUGGGACGCGCGGAGGGCAUGUCGAUUGUCGAUUUGGACAUGGACGUGUUGAGGAUUGCUGAGGGCAGUUACAAGGUGCGGGAGGACAUGAAGAGGGAAGGGUGGCAUUAUGCAUAUACGCAGAUGAGGGAGGAUAACAGCAAGUUGUAG